This is a messenger RNA of Baudoinia panamericana UAMH 10762, 1497 nucleotides long. Its product is annotated as glycoside hydrolase family 10 protein. Gene Ontology annotation, biological process: carbohydrate metabolic process. The transcript is spliced from 7 exons. Gene Ontology annotation, molecular function: hydrolase activity, hydrolyzing O-glycosyl compounds. The coding region runs from base 1 to 1497 and encodes 498 amino acids. The record is from RefSeq and is a predicted model, not a curated record. Lineage: Eukaryota; Fungi; Ascomycota; Dothideomycetes; Mycosphaerellales; Teratosphaeriaceae.
AUGCCUUCCGUCCUCAGGACCCUCGUUCUCGGCAUGCUGGCCAUGCCAGCGGUCCUUGCCACUCCAGUUCCCAACAAUGGCAAUGGCAAUGGCAACGGUCCUUGUGACAACCCUGGCCAAGGCAAGGGAUUGAGCAAGAAGUGCAGCGCGACCUCCUCCAGCCUCAGCUCCACGAGUGUCUCUCCGAGCGCCACCACUACAACCACAGUUCCCUCGACUACAACCAAAUCGACCACAUCCAGCCCUUCCAGUACCACUGCCACUACGACUACAACCAAAUCGACCACAUCCAGCCCUUCCAGUACCACUGCCACUACGACUACCACCAGUCCCGUUGUCAGCAGUAUGACAAGCAGUACUAGCAGUGGUUUCAGGCUUGUGACACCCACCAAAACUGGCAGUACCGGUGCUCUGGCUUCUGCCACUGGUAUGGCGGAUGCUGCGAAGGCUGUUGGCCGAUAUUUUGGUACCGCUGUGGACAUCCCUGGCACCGGAGAGGCGUCUGACCCCUACUACAUGGCUGUCCUCAACAAUAGCCGCAACUUCGACCAGGUUACGCCAGCCAACGUCAUGAAGGACUCCUUGGAACCUCAACAAAACGUCUUCAACUUCGCGGGGGCCGACCAGUUCGUGGCCAUCGCUGAGGCGACCAACAAGAUCAUCCGCUGCCACAACCUGAACUGGUACAACCAGCUGCCAAGCUGGAUCACCAAUCCGUCUACUCCUUGGACUAACGACACCCUCAUGGCCGCACUCGAGAACCACAUCGACCAGGUCAUGGGUCACUUCGGAGAUGCUUGCUACCACUGGGACGUCGUUAAUGAAGCAUUCAACGACGAUGGCACCUGGCGUCAGGACGUGUGGUACAACACCGCAGGCCCGUCCUACAUCGCGGUCGCCUUCCAGGCUGCCAACGCCGCCAAGGCCAAAUACGGUCUGAGCACCAAGUUAUACUACAACGACUACAACAUUGAAUACCUGUAUCCGAAGUCUUACAUGGCUCAGUCGCUGGUCAAGAACUUGACCGCUAUGGGUAUCAACAUCGAUGGUGUCGGCCUCCAGUCCCACUUCGCCGACAGUUUCACACCGAGCUUGCAAUCCCAGCAGCAGAAUAUGGCGGCCUUCACCGCGCUCAAGAACGCCAAGGGUGCCAACAUUGAGGUCGCAGUUACCGAGCUUGAUGUUCGGAUUGCCGACACUGGUUCAGUUACCUCUCCUUCUGCCGCCGUCACCGUUGCGGCCCAGAACCAGCAGGUUCAGUUCUACUGGAACACGGUAAAUGCUUGUGCCACGACCGCCGGAUGCGUGGGCGUCACCGUUUGGGACUUUGACGACACCUACUCCUGGAUCCCGAGCACAUUCUCUGGUACGGGCUUCGGUGACCUGUACUACCAACCAGGUGGAGCCAACACUCCGCUCGUCGGUAAGGCUACGAUAGAUGCUAUCAUUGAUGGUUUCGAGAAUGUUCAGCCUGGCACUAUUCGAUAUAUUUCUUAA